UCUCGUCUCGUCUCCUCUCCCUUCGUCUCGCCUCCUCCUCCCCUCAGGGGAGGGGGCGACCAUGCCGAACUUCUGCGCCGCCCCGAACUGCACUCGGAAGAGCACCCAGUCCGACCUGGCCUUCUUCAGGUUCCCGAGGGACCCCGCCCGGUGCCAAAAGUGGGUGGAGAACUGUCGGCGGGCAGACUUGGAGGACAAGACCCCCGACCAGCUGAAUAAGCACUACCGGCUCUGCGCCAAGCACUUCGAGGCCUCUAUGAUCUGCAGGAGUAGCCCCUACAGGACGAUUCUUCGGGAUAACGCAGUUCCAACGAUAUUCGACCUCACCAGCCACCUGAACAACCCUCACAGCAGGCACAGGAAGCGAAUAAAGGAACUGAGCGAAGAUGAGAUCCGCUCCCUGAAGGAGAGGAAAACGGACGAAGCCCACCCCGAGCAGGAGCCGGCCCACCCCGAAACGAACCACAGCGACGGCGCCUCGGCGGCCGGGCCGGAGGGCGGCGGGGCGGGGCGGCGGCCGCCCGCGGAGGAGCCGGCGCCCCUGACGCAGGAGGAGCGGGAGAACAAGGACUACCUGAAGUCCCUGUUUGAGAUCCUGAUCCUCAUGGGGCGGCAGAACAUCCCCCUGGACGGCCCCGAGGCGGACGAGGUCCCCGAGGGCCUGUUCGCCCCCGACAACUUCCAGGCCCUGCUGGAGUGCCGCAUCAACGCCGGGGACGAGGUCCUGCGCCGGCGCUUCGAGGCGACGGCGGUGAACGCGCUGUUCUGCUCGCGGGCCCAGCAGCGGCAGAUGCUGGAGAUCUGCGAGAGCUGCGUGCGGGAGGAGACCCUGCGGGAGGUGCGCGACGCCCACUUCUUCUCCCUGGUGACGGACGAGGCGGUGGAGGUGGCGGGCGAGGAGCAGCUGCCCGUCCUGGUGCGCUUCGUCGACGAGGCCCACAACCUGCGCGAGGAGUUCCUGGGCUUCCUGCCCUACGAGGCGGACGCCGAGCUGCUGGCCGUCCAGUUCCACGCCACGGUCACGGAGAAGUGGGGGCUGAACAUGGAGUACUGCCGGGGCCAGGCCUACGCCGUGUCCGGCGGGCUGUCGGCCAAGAUGAAGCUGGUGGCCACCCGGCUCCUGGAGAAGUACCCGCAGGCGGUGUGCACCCUGUGCUCCGCCUGGGCCCUGAACGUGUGGCUGGCCAAGUCGGUGCCCGUGGCGGGCGUGGCCGUGGCGCUGGGGACCAUGGAGGAGGUGUGCGCCUUCUUCCGCCGGGCGCCCCCGCUGCUGCUGGAGCUGGACGGGGUCAUCGCGGUGCUGUUCCAGGGCAGCGAGGAGAAGGGCCGGCAGCUGAGGGAGCUGUGCCGCUCGCGGUGGACCGGCCGGCACGACGCCUUCGAGGUGGCCGUGGACCUGCUGCAGGCCUACGUGCUCUGCCUGGACGGGAUCGCCGGGGGGGGGGGGGGGGGGGGGGGCCCCGCCCGGCGGAGCGGGGCCGUCACCGGCCGGGCCGUCCUGCUGGCCGGCGCCCUGGCGGACUUCGACUUCAUCGUGACCGUGGUGGUCCUGAAGAACGUCCUGUCCUUCACCCGGGCCUUCGGGAAGAACCUGCAGGGCCAGACGGCGGACGUGUUCUUCGCCGCCGGCAGCCUGACCGCGGUGCUGCACUCCCUGAACGAGGUCCUGGAGAACAUCGAGGUGUACCACGAGUUCUGGUUCGAGGAGGCCACGGCCCUGGCGGCCAGGCUGGCCGUCCCCCUCGGCCUGCCCGGCCGCCGCGGCCGGGCCCCCCGGGGGGGCCGCCCCGAGGCGGAGCCGACCCCCGAGAGCUUCUACAAGGAGGCCCUGAGCCUGCCCACCGUGGAGCACGUGGUGCAGGAGCUCAAGGACGUCUUCUCCGAGCGGCACCUCCGGGCCCUCAAGUGCCUGUCCCUGGUGCCCUCCGUCAUGGGGCAGCUCAAGUUCAACACGGCGGAGGAGCAGCACGCCGACCUGUACCGCGGCGACCUGCCCAACCCCGACACGCUGGCCGCCGAGCUGCACUGCUGGAGGAUCAAGUGGAAGCACCGGGGCAAGGACAUCGAGCUCCCGGGCACCGUGCGCGACGCCCUCCACCUGCCCGACAUCAAGUUCUUCCCCAACGUCUACGCGCUGCUCAAGGUCCUGUGCAUCCUCCCGCUCAUGAGGGUGGAGCCCGAGCGGGGCGCCGGCGGGCGGAGGCGCCUCCGGGCCUACCUCCGCCACACCCUGACGGGCCAGCGCUGCGGCAGCAUGGCCCUGCUCAACAUCAACCUGGACAUUAAGCAUGACCUGGACCUCAUGGUGGACACCUACAUCAAGCUCUACCCGCCCAAGGCCGAGGGCGCCGAGGGGCCCGAGGGCCUCCCCGCCGACCCCCCGCCUCCCGAGCGGGCGUGAUUUUGGCGGGGGGCGGUGGCGGGGUGGCGUGCCUCUCCUCGUCCGGGGCGAGGAAUUAGCAUCCUUUCGGAUCCUCCCGGCUGCGAAAGCGACCCUCCCGGGACUCCUCGGGGAGGAGACGGGGCCGAGAGGGUCGGCCGCCCACCCGGAGCCUCGCCGCCCCGCUCCGCGUUCUCGGUUGCCGUGAGGCGGCGAUGUGUGUUGGGGGCGGGGUGGUGGGGGGUGGUUUUUAGGAGUUCAAACGGCGUUCGCUACUGACCGGUGACGGGCAUGUUUGUUUUUUAAAGUCUGUCGUAAAGGUCUGGAGGCGGGACUCGUGGGGAGGAGGGCGGGAACCGACUGGGGCGCCUGGCCGGGCUCUCCGUCCCCCGGGUCGUCCGCCCCGCCGCCCCGUUAAGGGGCUCCGCGCUCCUCGGCGGACGGGCCUGGACCGUUCGGGUUUUUGACGGACAGGACCGGAGGGUGACUGCGAGGCUGUUUUCGAGCCACCGAGAACUCAGCUGUCUGUGUGUGUGUGUGUGUGUGUGUGUGCUUGUGUGUGUGUAUGGGUGUGCGUGCCCGCACGCCGGCCGGACUCCGCCACCUCACCCCAACUCGCACGGCGAAUCCGGGGACCAGGCGGACCCGCCUUCUUUUGGCUCAUCUCUGGGGUAACGGGAAAUACCGUUUUAUUUUGGGGGAGGACAGCGUUUUUGUACAGUGCAUUUCCAUCUAAAAUAAAAUGUGAAUUUUCUUUAACACG
This is a messenger RNA of Tachyglossus aculeatus (Australian echidna), 3143 nucleotides long. It is a transcript of the gene THAP12, whose product is annotated as THAP domain containing 12. The record is from RefSeq and is a predicted model, not a curated record. NCBI's taxonomy places the organism in Eukaryota, Metazoa, Chordata, Mammalia, Monotremata, Tachyglossidae.